This is a messenger RNA of Polistes dominula (European paper wasp), 1976 nucleotides long. RefSeq names its product stuck in traffic (gene sit). Gene Ontology annotation, cellular component: endoplasmic reticulum membrane. Gene Ontology annotation, biological process: fatty acid elongation, monounsaturated fatty acid; fatty acid elongation, saturated fatty acid; fatty acid elongation, polyunsaturated fatty acid. The record is from RefSeq and is a predicted model, not a curated record. Lineage: Eukaryota; Metazoa; Arthropoda; Insecta; Hymenoptera; Vespidae. Gene Ontology annotation, molecular function: fatty acid elongase activity.
UCAAAAUCGGCACGAACUUUCCGAACAAUCCCAAUAUACAAACCAAUUAUGCUGUUGUUGUUCUUGUUUCAUUAGUUUUCUUGGCAAAUAGAAAGGGAAAACAAAAACAAAAAAUCAAAAAAUCUAAUCAAACGAAAGUUCCAACGAAUAAUUCUCUCUCUCUCCCCCCCCCCGACCACCUACUAAUACACAAGCAACAACUUUCAACGUUACAUUGUAAUAUACCAGUUAGUAUAACACGUAAGCUAUACGAAAGUAUAUAUACGUCCAUGUAAGAAGGAGAGUAUUGGAGAGGGGAAUACAUGUUAGUUAAAUCUAUAAUCGCAGGUGAUCUUACCCCACUUCUUCAACGUAACUUGAUAUAGUAUAACAGGUCGCGUGCGCGAGCGCGUCUUUCGAGUACACUUUUGAUACGAUCAGACAGUUAUACUGAAAACACUGGUGAUUCGUGUGCUUAGUAAUCGAAAAUUCUGAUACAUGCAUAUAUAUAUAUAUGUAUACAUGUAUAUAUAAUUCUAUCUAAAAUUAAUUGUAAUUAUAAAUGAUCGCUAUUAUCGAAAGAUUCUUUUUAACGCCAUUAGAAAAAAAAAGAAAAAAUAGGAAGGAAGGAUAAAAUAUAUUUUAUUGAAAUAAGGUAGAACACAAAAAAAAACCAAACAAACAGAUUAAUUUGCAAGUCAUCAUACCCCAAAAUACGCUUUUGGAGUAUUUGAUAUUCUGUUAAUCAGGGUGUUUGUUGAUUUAUACAUUGACACGUGCUACUUGAUUCGUGUGGAUUCAUUUUCAAUUUAUCUUUCACGUUAAUCAUCCAAAUGAAUAUCACCGAAGCAGUACCACCGAUCGACAAAAUGGCCAACAUUUACGACAACUCGUUCGUCCGAAUAUGGCAUUUCCUUUUUUACGAAUUAUCGGAUCCACGAACACGUGAUUGGUUCAUGAUAUCUUCACCCGUGCCAGGACUUAGUAUUUUAAUUGGUUACCAUUACUUUAUACGAUCCUGGGGUCCUAAAUACAUGGAACAUCGAAAACCCUUCCAAAUAAAGAACAUUCUAGUCAUUUAUAAUUUUAUGCAAGUCCUAUUAAGCAUUUGGAUGUUUUGGGAAGCAUUAGAUGGCGCCUGGUUAAGAAAUUACAGUUUUAAAUGUGAACCUGUUGAUUUUUCUAAUAAACCGGAAGCGUUAAGAAUCGCUAGAGGCGUUUACAUAUAUUUUCUCGCUAAAAUGUCGGAACUUCUCGAUACGGUAUUUUUUGUUUUACGAAAAAAACAGAGACAGGUAACGUUCCUUCACGUUUAUCAUCAUACAGUGAUGCCAAUGAUCGCUUGGGGUGCAGUAAAAUAUUAUCCAGGAGGUCACGGUACCUUCAUAGGUCUCAUAAAUAGCUUUGUACAUAUCAUUAUGUACACGUAUUAUUUAUUAGCCGUAUUACUACCACAAUAUCAAAAAUAUUUAUGGUGGAAAAGAUACAUAACGACGUUGCAAAUGGGACAAUUUUGUUUGGCAUUUUUGCACAAUUGUCAAUUGCUCAUAUACGAUUGCGGUUAUCCAAGGUGGUCCGUAUUUUUUACUCUUCCAAAUAUAAUAUUCUUCUACUUUCUUUUUUCUGACUUUUAUAAAAUGGCCUAUGGAGAUGGUCAUGAAAAGAAAAUAAGUGUAACGACAGCGACGACGACGACGACGACGACGACGUUGACCAAUGGAAAAAUCGAAUCCAACGACACGAAAAAAUUCAAUGGCAACGUAAACGAUUACGAAGAUACAUUGAACGUAUCUUCCAAUGGAAAGAUCAAAAAUCUUGAUAAAGGAGAAAAAGAAAAUUAAUUAUUUAUUUCAAGAGAUCAAUCUCGAUGAUUUUUAUCAAUUCAAACAACAACAAUAACAACAACAACAACAACAAAAUUCAAAUCAUGGAGAAGAAUCUUAUUUCUUUGUGCCAAUUUAAAAAAAAAAAAAAGGUCAAUUUCAAAAAAAAAAAAU